Messenger RNA from Phodopus roborovskii (desert hamster), 608 nucleotides. RefSeq names its product podocan-like protein 1. Gene Ontology annotation, cellular component: plasma membrane. Gene Ontology annotation, molecular function: protein binding. NCBI's taxonomy places the organism in Eukaryota, Metazoa, Chordata, Mammalia, Rodentia, Cricetidae. The record is from RefSeq and is a predicted model, not a curated record. The transcript has 3 exons. The coding region runs from base 72 to 578 and encodes 168 amino acids.
GUGAGUGUGUGUGUCCCCUAUGCCGAGAGAUGGAGGGCAGCGGAAGUCACAGGGGAUGUUGGAGCAAGUGAAUGCUGGACUGGAGCUUGAGGAGAGGCACCACAGGGCUGAUCAUGAAGCCUCAAGAGCUACUGCUGCUCCUGAUGCUGAGAUGGACUGAAGCACACAUGGAAGAUCCUGCCUUCCCGCACCUGGGUGACAGCUCACAGCCCCUGCUGAGGGCCUGUCCUUGGCGCUGCUCCUGUCCCCGAGAUGACACAGUGGACUGCACUGGCCUGGGCCUGAGGGUAUUCCCAGACAAUAUCACCAGGGCUGUUCGGCACCUUUCCUUGCAGAACAACCAGCUGCGGGAGCUCCCCUACAACGAGUUAACUCGCCUCAGUGGUUUGCGCACCCUGGACCUGCACAGCAAUCUCAUCUCCUCAGAGGGUGAGGACCUCGAGCUUGGAACAACCCGGUCCCAGCCCCUCUCCACAUCCGCUGUUUGCCAGUUGUGGCCAGCUCUUCGGGGAUUUCCACAACUGCUGAGCAGGGUGGAAUUUCAAGGGUUGGGGGAUGGUGGUGGCUGUGGCUUUUAGUAAGGACAGGAUGUGUGUGUGUUUGGGGGG